AUGUGUUUCCUACACCGCACCUUCUUUCUCUGCCCGCGCUGCGAAGCACGCAUCUAUGAAGGCCCUGUCAGCCGCGAACGCUGCGACGAAGCCCAGUUGAGACGGCGUAUUUGCGCUCUUCUCCAGCCAGGCUCCGACGAUUUACGUGGAGCAGCAGACCUCUGUGAUGAGUGCCGUAACGAUGAUUACAACAACCUUCAUGGGCCUGAGACUCAACCCCGACCUCGACCUCGACCACAGCCUGAGCGGGUAGCAGGUGGCCAUCAGCCACCGUCCGAUGUAUCGGAUGAUCUACCCUUACCCCCUGACAGGCCCGUCAGGCCUCUGGAUGAAGGCAAUUAUCAUCCUCAUCAACGCGAGCCUCGACGUGGGCGUGAGCAACCACCUAGACCCAGACCCAGACCCCAAGAUCAUGGGGCAAAGUACGAUGACGAAACGAUCUCCCUCGAAUCACUGAGCGUCCGUGAUCCACACGAGCGUGACUAUGAGCAUGAGCCCGAACAGCGCGGCAACGACAACAACAACAACAACAACCGCGGUAGACAACAGCGUGGGCGCGAUCACGAGCGUGACCGCGAGCAGGAGUGGGAUCGGCGCAGAAACCCUCCUGUCGUCGAGUCGACGUGGAAACCAUCGAAGAACCACAACCACAACAUCCCCGGCCGUUCCUGGACGGACUCGCAGCCUCCUUCUUAUUACUCAGGAUCGAUCUCGACGGGCCGCAGUCGCGAAGGUCGUGGCCCCUUGGGAAUUAUCCGUACAAGGGAUGAAGAUGGCCAUUCGGAGAUCUCGUUCCCUUUGCUACGGCCGGGGUCCAAAGUCAAGAAGGAUGGGAGUGGGAGGCUCGUGCAAGAGCGGCGGAAAUGGUGA
Molecule: messenger RNA, 870 nt
Organism: Exophiala xenobiotica
Lineage: Eukaryota; Fungi; Ascomycota; Eurotiomycetes; Chaetothyriales; Herpotrichiellaceae
Exons: 1
Coding region: 1-870 (289 amino acids)
Source: RefSeq, a predicted model, not a curated record